AUGACACAACAACAAUUAUACUUGAAAUCAAUAGAAUUAGAUCCAACCAAUUCAUAUUCAUACUAUAGCCUUGCAAAUACACUUUCAAGAGGUGAAUCAAUCACACUUAUUAAUGGACAAUCAAUGACAGAACAACAACUAUACUUGAAAUCAAUUGAUUGUAAUCCAACCAACUCCAUGUCAUAUGAUAGCCUUGCAAUGACACUUUCAAGAGAUCCAACCAAUUUCAAUUCAUACUAUAACCUUGCAACAACACUUUCAAGAUUUGAAUCAAUCACACUUAAUAAUGGACAAUCAAUGACUGUACAACAAUUAUACUUGAAAUCAAUAGAAUGUGAUCCAACCAAUUCAAAUUCAUAUAAUAACCUUACAACAACACUUUCAAGAGGUGAAUCAAUCACACUUAAUAAUGGAAAAUCAAUGACACAACAACAACUAUACUUGAAAUCAAUAGAAUGUGAUCCAACCAAUUCAUAUUCAUAUCAUAACCUUGCAAAGACACUUUCAAGAGGUGAAUCAAUCACACUUAAUAAUGGACAAUCAAUGACAAAACAACAAUUAUUCUUGAAAUCAAUAGAAUUAGAUCCAACCAAUUCAUAUUCAUAUUAUAACCUUGCAACCAACACUUUCAAGAGGUGA
Heterostelium album PN500 is the source of this 639-nucleotide messenger RNA. RefSeq names its product tetratricopeptide repeat protein. The record is from RefSeq and is a predicted model, not a curated record. Lineage: Eukaryota; Evosea; Eumycetozoa; Acytosteliales; Acytosteliaceae. The transcript is spliced from 2 exons. Bases 1 to 639 code for a protein of 212 amino acids.